AUGACCUGCUCAUACAAUCGCGGCUUGAAUCAACGGCGUGGGUCUCCGCUCGUGGCUGAUCUGAACGUAUCACGAGUCUCUGAUAGUGAUGACGGUAGCUUUUCUCCACGCGCUUUGAGUAGCUCCUCUUCUGCAGCACAGCAGGCUGCUGUGGGCAGCGAUAUGCCAGCACCGAGGGCGCACAGUCACUCGCCAGUAGACUGGGUUAAUUGUGUUGACGAUGCUUCGGACUUCAGCAUGAAUCUGGUGCGCUUCGAUCAGGAGAUUGAUGCAUUCACCGAUUACCCGUGGAGCUUCAACAUGUCCACUCUACCACUUUUACCUCCCUUUGGUCUUGAGGGCGCACCGGACUUCAUGUUGGAAAAUUUCAAUUCCCAGAGCAUUGAAAGCGUCACCCAACGGCUCGGUCAGCCAACCCUCACUUCUUUAUCCUUGGAGCAGCUGGACCCGCUGUUCGCAAAAUGUGCGGCAAUCAAGGCCUUACUACGAGAGCCAGGGCUGGCGGUACCCGAGGGCAUCCUGACGAAUUCAAUCAAUCGCGAUAAUUUACUACUGGCUCUACAGCUCUUCAGCCAGAACUUCCAGCGGCAUAUCCCGUUUCUCCAUACUCCCACUUUUGACUUGGCGGCAGCAAACCCGCUUCUCGUUCUAGCCAUGUUCGUCGUCGGGGUCUGCUAUACCGACAUCAUUCGCCCCCCCAAUUACAUAUUCCCAAUGGCUAUACAAGUAUUCGUUCAUAUCGAGAGGCAGCAGCAUGAGAUUGACAUGACCGAGCCUGCUUUGUCUUCAAUCCAAGCAGGUAUCGCCGCUUGUGCGGUCCUUGGGAGCUCCCAAGACGAGACUGCCCACAAAGUUAUACCGUUAUACUUUGCACGAAUCGUCUCUAUGGCCAGAAGAGCCGGUAUUCUCGAUACGAGUCCUGUCGUUGACUACAGAACGCUGACCGAGGAGACGUUCGACUGGCAUUCGUGGGUCGAGCGCGAAACUCGCACUAGAAUUGCCAAUACCUUGUUUUGCCAAGAUAUGGCCAGCUGCAUUUUCAUGAGCAAGGCACCAGCUUUCGCACCUUUUGAUUUACACGUUGAACUUCCAAGUUACGAGAUCUGCUGGAACGCUCGAUCUGCUCGUGCAUGUCUGCAGAAUUUGCAAUCUAUACCUCCGCAGCGCAAGCUCUCGUCGACUCUUUCUCAACUCCGGAUACCAUCACCUUCGUCUCAGAAAGAACCACCUCUUGAAGUGUCCGCUUUUGGGAUGUUCACACUGGUAAAGGCACUGCAUUGUCUGGUCUGGCAGGCAACCCACCAUGACCUGGAUCGCCAAUUGGACGUCGGUCACCACAAUUCCGACGCGCCUCCGGUUUUGAAUAACCUGGACCAACAACUUGCCAGCGACUUUUCAGGGCCCAACGUUGUUAAACUGACAGCGCAGGUCGUCCACCGCGGAGGGGCGAGCACUUUUAGUAGCAUUAAUGAUAUGCUUGACAAAUGGCUCACCACCUGGGAGCAACGGACCUGGCACGACAUGGGGUUGGAGAAUAUUUCUUUUUCGCUUGAUCCACUGCCCUUCUGGCGGCUUGCCAAAUUAUUUUUACUUCUUCACUGUGGCAGGGAACAUUUCGCUAUCGACAGCGAGUUCUCAUCUUUAAACACCACAGGAGGAACAAUACAAGACAGCCAUGCCUCCCAGGCCAAGGUAUUUCUUUGGCUUGCUAGGCUACGACAGAAAAGGUCGGCCGAGCGAGUCCAAAAGGUGGACUCGUUGGCGAGUUUGAUGGCACCGAUCUAG
Molecule: messenger RNA, 1785 nt
Organism: Penicillium antarcticum
Lineage: Eukaryota; Fungi; Ascomycota; Eurotiomycetes; Eurotiales; Aspergillaceae
Product: fungal specific transcription factor domain-containing protein
Exons: 5
Coding region: 1-1785 (594 amino acids)
Biological process (GO): DNA-templated transcription; regulation of transcription by RNA polymerase II
Cellular component (GO): chromatin
Molecular function (GO): RNA polymerase II cis-regulatory region sequence-specific DNA binding; DNA-binding transcription factor activity, RNA polymerase II-specific; zinc ion binding
Source: RefSeq, a predicted model, not a curated record